AUAAAGCGCUCAAUAACCACAAACCCAUUCCAGAAAAAAUAAACAAAAAUCAAGAGGAAAGAAAAAAAAAAUGGCGUGCAGAACUGUAAUCAUGCGCUCCGCCGUGCUAUUAUCCCCCUGCAAUCGCGUCGCUGCCCUCUCCUCCUCCUUCUCCUCCGCUUCGGUAUUUUCCCGCCAUCGAUCUAGGGUUAGGGUUUUCCGCUCCUCCGUCCCCUUGCGAUGCUCCUCCUCCUCCUCCAAUGGCGAAAACACCCCUCCUCCUCAGCAGGACGGGGAGCAAAGCCCGCCGCAGGAGGUUGUUCUCAAGGCUAUUUCCGAAGUGUCCAAGACUGAGGGAAGAGUGGCACAAACCACAAAUGUUAUAAUUGGUGGAACAGUGACAGAUGAUGCUACUAAUGAAUGGCUUGAACUGGAUCAGAAGGUGAAUUCAUAUCCAAUGGUCAGAGGGUUCACUGCAAUAGGAACUGGAGGUGAUGAUUUUGUCCAAGCGAUGGUCGUUGCUGUUGAAUCUGUACUUCAGGAGCCAAUCCCGAAGGGUCAAAUUAGUCAAAAAGUAUCGUCAAGGGGGAAGUAUGUCUCUGUUAAUAUUGGACCAAUUCGUGUGGUGUCUAGCGAGCAGGGAGGAAGCAGAACAUGACACCUCUUGGUACCAAUUUUGUAUCAGUGAAAAUGGUACAUAAAACUCGUGCAAACAGUUAAAAUUCAGUGCAAAAAAAAUGAGAUGGGUUACAGAAGACUAUCUUUUAGCUGUACUACUACUAAUUGCAAGUAACUCUCUAAGUUAAUCCUAUUUAUUACGACCAUGUUCAUCCUGCUUAAUUUAUGACAACGGAAGGUUUCUACAAAAAUUGAAGUGUUUUGUUGUGUUGAAAGUUUAGGCCAAGUACAAGGUUUAGAUCACAGAUGUUGGGAAUGUGGGAUGCUAUAGCAGACCGCGACCCGAGUUCAAUCGUCCCAUAUUCGCAGUGGGACACGACCUAAGUUACCAACUCGAGCAACCUGAUUUAUUAUUCAAGCCAGUUAAUUUUUUUAAAAAGCUAUUUUUCAAAAGAAUAAACAGAAAAA
This is a messenger RNA of Asparagus officinalis (garden asparagus), 1065 nucleotides long. RefSeq lists its product as uncharacterized. The transcript has 5 exons. Bases 71 to 637 code for a protein of 188 amino acids. The record is from RefSeq and is a predicted model, not a curated record. NCBI's taxonomy places the organism in Eukaryota, Viridiplantae, Streptophyta, Magnoliopsida, Asparagales, Asparagaceae.